AUGAGUAAAGCAUAUAAAGACAUAAGAGCAAAUUUUGUAUUUGAUGUAGCACCAAAAAGUACACAUUAAUCAAAUGAUGAAUAACCAGUGGUUAUUAAAUAAUCAGACCCCAUUAAAAUUGAUAAUUAGUAAUAGAAUGUACAGGAAAUGAUUUAAUAAAAAACAUAAAAUUUUGAUGAGGAGAAGUUGAAAUCAUAUUAAAAAAUGUUUGAAAUGUGUUAGCAAUUAUAUAAUGACAAAGCUUAAUUAAUAGAUGUAUAAAAGUAUUUAAUUAAAGACAAUUGAUUAAUAGUAGAAAUAAAUAUUAGAGUUAGAGAGACAAGUAAAUGAAUAUGAAAAUUUGGAAGCAAAUUAUGAAAAGGAAUAGCUAUAAUUAAAAGAGGAACAAUUAUAAUAUGUAUAGGAGAUUGAAACAUUGACAUGUCAGUUAUAGUUGGUGAUGGAAUAAAGAUUGGAUACUAAUAAGAUAUAAAACAAUUAAGAUGAGAUUUAUGAUGAAUUGAUGAAUUUUAUAUAUAAAGAGAAUCUUUAAGAGUUGAUAAACGAAAUGGAUAAAAGUAAUAAAAAGAUGAUUGUAUAGUUUUUAGUAGAAUAUGUAAAUUGUUGUUUUGAUGGUUUAGUUAAUCAACUAAUAUGUAUAAAAAAAGAAUCAGGAAGAAAAAUAUUAGAGUCAUAUAUAGGAUAAUAUAUAAAUAAUUUAUGAUUUGUAAAGCAAAAUAUAAGAUCUAACUUGUAAUCCUUUUAGAAUAACAACUCCAAAGAGUGUAUUGAGUGAAACAUUAAAACAGAGUAAGAUGAGCAAUAGUGCUAGUAAUUUUCAUAAGACUAACAAUAAUCAUAAUACUGAUAAAGAUGAAUUAUAAUCAAAGAUUGGUAUUUAUGUAAAUUUAAUUAGCUUCUUUAAAGCGUUAAGGAAAAUAAAUAAAUAAAAAAUGGUAAGAAUUUUGUGAAAAUAUUCUGAGAGAAAGAAAUGAUGUAAUAAAAUAUCACAAAAAAUAAAUUGAAUUAAUAAAUGAACAUAAUAUUGAAUUGAAGAAAACUAUCUCUGAAAUAGUAUAAUAUUUGGGAUAGAAUUAAUAAGAUUUAUGGAUAUAAAUGUUAGAUAUUAAAUAAAAAAUACAUUUGAAAGUGAUUGAUUUAAGUAAAAGUGAUGAUAUCAAUAAAUUAUUGAUAGAGGCAGAACUUAAAUAAUUAUUUUUAUUAUAGGCAUAAAUAAGAAGUUAAUUAAAUCGUAAUAGACCAUUAAGAAAAGAUUCAUAAUGA
Paramecium sonneborni is the source of this 1263-nucleotide messenger RNA. NCBI's taxonomy places the organism in Eukaryota, Ciliophora, Oligohymenophorea, Peniculida, Parameciidae. The record is from the annotation of a GenBank genome assembly.